GAUCGGAGGCUGAAGAGGAGAGAAAUGAAGAAAAACGCCAUGGUAUGUUUCCACUGUAGAGAACCUGGCCACGGUGUUGCUGACUGCCCUGCAGUACUGGAGAGUCAGGAUAUGGGCACAGGAAUCUGCUACCGCUGCGGGUCCACCGAGCACGACAUCGGCAAGUGCAGAGCAAAGGUGGAUCCGGCCGUUGGAGCAUUUCCAUAUGCAAAAUGUUUCAUCUGUGGUGAGAUGGGUCAUCUGUCAAGGUCGUGUCCAGAUAACCCCAAGGGACUGUAUGCCGAAGGUGGUGGCUGCAAACUUUGUGGCUCUGUGGAGCAUUUCAGAAAAGAUUGCCCAGAAAAACAGAACGCAGGUCAGGUCACGGUUGGGCGAUGGGCCGUGGGGAUGAGUGCAGAUUAUGAAGAAACUGCAGAAGCACCAAAGCUGCAAACGCCAAAAGCGAAAGCACCCAAAGUUGUUACCUUUUGA
Messenger RNA from Merops nubicus (carmine bee-eater), 471 nucleotides. It is a transcript of the gene ZCCHC9, whose product is annotated as zinc finger, CCHC domain containing 9. NCBI's taxonomy places the organism in Eukaryota, Metazoa, Chordata, Aves, Coraciiformes, Meropidae. Gene Ontology annotation, molecular function: nucleic acid binding; zinc ion binding. The record is from RefSeq and is a predicted model, not a curated record. The annotation marks the transcript as partial. The transcript is spliced from 5 exons.